Messenger RNA from Dicrocoelium dendriticum, 1061 nucleotides. NCBI's taxonomy places the organism in Eukaryota, Metazoa, Platyhelminthes, Trematoda, Plagiorchiida, Dicrocoeliidae. The record is from the annotation of a GenBank genome assembly.
AUGAGCCAAAGUUUGGCCAUUCCAGCAGACCUUGCGGCCAACAUGAUGUACACCUGUGAAAAAUCAGCCGUCAUUGAUCUAAAACCGAGGGGGAUUUUGCUAGGUAAAGUGCACUAUCAUCACAAUGAUCAAGGCGACUUUCCAAGCGAAAAUGCUGACCGCAUGCGUUCAGACCAGACCGCCUACCGCUUUUCCCAAGUGACGUUCUCCUCCUCACUGAAGCUGUUCUUCGAAGAUCGGACGUUCACCCCGGACUUACUUCAUCUCAACCAUGCGUUCAACACUCCAAUUGUGGACUAUUACCUGCUGUCGGAACUACACCUUGCUACCACGGCCUUGACAUCGAUGGCUUAUCGUUUGCCAUCCUUCAGUACUGGUGGUUUCGGCAUUUCACGCUUACCUGGUCCAUACACAGGUUGCGUGGGGUGCAAUUCUUCAGAGAACAACUUUCUCUUAACCUACCAGUGGUUGCUCACACUCUAUGUUCAUCGAGAGGAACUCGAUGACUACAUAUCUUUCGCCGAUGACACCAGCCUGUUCCAUCCAGAGAAUAUACCAAAGUGGAUAGACGCGUUCAAUUACUCUUUUGAAAAAUCCGGAGUCGAUAUGAAUUGCCGUGGUUUGCUGUUGGCGCUCGCUGACAUGACGCUGCAUAACGCAACUCACCCCUACACGACGACUGGCACUACGCGGUUCGUUCGGUUAUUGGCCAGUUGGACGCUGUACACCAAUCGCUGUCUCAAUCGUUUAUACGAAUUCGCGCGCUUCAGUUCGACAUUCGGAAUCUAUCGGGUGGUUCCCAACGAUGAAGUCGCUACCUUAUCACAUCUCUCAUUGGUAAUCACCUUCGCUCCCGCAGCCACUGAAGGUGUGCCUGGUCCCAGUGGUCUCAGCUCCUGAUCGCUUUUAUCCAACAUGACUUCUCUCUACCAGAGUGAUCCGCACUCUUCCAAUUUUACUUGUACUUUUUCCCGUCUGUUCGGAAGGACUGUGAUAUUGUCUGUGUGCUCGAACACCGUCAAUGUACAGCCAUAGACUAUUUAUUUUCUGCUUCGUUCCCA